AUGGUCAGCUCCUGUUGUGGCUCUGUCUGCUCUGACCAGAGCUGUUGUCAAGGUCUCUGCCAGGAGAGCUGCUGCCGCCCCAGCAGCUGCCAGACCACCUGCUGCAGGACCACCUGCUGCCGCCCCAGCUGUUGCAUUUCCAGUUGCUGCAGGCCUUCCUGCUGUAUCUCCAGCUGCUGCAAACCCAGCUGCUGCAGGACCACCUGCUGCCGCCCCAGCUGCUGCAUUUCCAGUUGCUGCAGGCCUUCCUGCUGUAUCUCCAGCUGCUGCAAACCCAGCUGCUGCAGGACCACCUGCUGCAAACCCAGCUGCUGCAGGACCACCUGCUGCCGCCCCAGCUGCUGCAUUUCUAGUUGCUGCAGGCCUUCCUGCUGUAUCUCUAGCUGCUGCAAACCCAGCUGCUGCCAGACCACCUGCUGCCGCCCCAGCUGCUGUAUCUCCAGCUGCUACAGGCCCCAGUGCUGCCAGCCCUCCUGCUGCCGCCCGGCUUGCUGCAUUUCUAGCUGCUGUCAUCCCAGCUGCUGUGUGUCCAGCUGCCGCUGCCCUUCCAGCUGCCAGGCCACCUGCUGUAGAACAACCUGCUUCCGCCCCAUCUGCUGCGGCAGUUCUUGCUGCUGA
Pan troglodytes (chimpanzee) is the source of this 618-nucleotide messenger RNA. It is a transcript of the gene KRTAP4-3, whose product is annotated as keratin associated protein 4-3. NCBI's taxonomy places the organism in Eukaryota, Metazoa, Chordata, Mammalia, Primates, Hominidae. The coding region runs from base 1 to 618 and encodes 205 amino acids. The transcript has a single exon. Gene Ontology annotation, cellular component: keratin filament. The record is from RefSeq and is a predicted model, not a curated record.